GCGCGCCGAGCAGCUUAUGCGCUGGGUCUCCAUGGCGACCGGACGCGGCCGGCUACUGCAGCCGCCCUGGCGCGGCCUCAUGGCGCGGUUCCCGCUGCCCGGCGGCGACGGCUUGGCCCGCGGGAGAGCGGGGAAGGCAGCCGGGGGCGCGGGGUUCAGAUCCGGGCGAGGUGUCAGGCUGGCCGCGGGCUGUGCUGCUCUGAGUCACUGUGGCCGCCUGGAUGAGCUCUGCGGGAAAUCCUGCACCGGCUGCUCUGUGUCUCUGGACGGUUUGCCUUCAGAAAUCCUGCUGAAGAUCUUGUCCUACUUGGAUGCGGUGGCCCUGCUCUGCGCCGGAUGUGUGAACAGGCGCUUUUAUCACCUGGCCAAUGACAAUUUUAUUUGGAUCAGAAUCUACUCAACUGCCUUUUCACCUAAAAGAUCUAAUUGGAAAGUUAAUUCAGUAGAGAAGACAGCCGUGUCUAUGAACUCACUGUCAGUUGGGGAUAAAGAAGCUGGAUAUUGGAAGAAAGAAUAUAUUACAAAACAAAUAGCGUCUGUAAAAGCAGCUCUAGCUCGGGUUCUCAAACCUCUCCACCCUUACACAGGCCUCCCAGUUAAGACCAAAGAGGCCCUCAGAAUAUCUGGUUUAGGUUGGGUAAUAAUAUUGAAAGAAAAUAGUGGAAAAGAACACAUCCUGGAACACGUUGAUCUUUCCAUCAACGAUUCAUCAGUCACGGCUGUGUGGUACGGCAAAGACUGGCCACGUCUUGUCACACUGUCAACCUUAGAUUUGUGUGGGGUGACGCCAGUGUUUAUGAACCGGUCUCAAACCCCCAUCAAAAACGGACCCCGAUGGCGUUCUUUAAUUGCAAAGUACAACCUGAGUCACUUAACCGAGUCCACCGUGCUUGGCUGUGACAGGCUGAUCCGGAUCUUCUGCCUGCACCCAGGCCUCGUGGUGGGGCUCUGGAAGAGGGAAGAAGAACUGGCUUUUGUUAUGGCAAAUCUUCAUUUCCAUCACCUUGUGGAGCGGAGCACUUUAGGCUCGGCUGCUAUCCCCUACGAGCUGCCUCCUCAUACCCCCCUUUUGGAUGACAGCCCAGAGCGUGGACUGAGUGACUACCAACUCCAUGUUGAUAUGCACAGCGGGGGAGUUUUCUGCCUGUGUGGCACGUUUCGCAACCUCUCCACCAGCAAAGGAUACAUUGAAAAUGAAUAUAUGAAGCUCAGUGUGAUAAGUUUUAAAAAUAGCACAGAACACCUACCUCUUAUUGGAAAAGUUGGCCUUUCUUGGAAAACUAAUAUUUUUGAUGGCUGUAUAAAGAGUUGCUCUAUAAUGGACGUAACUCUUUUGGAAGAAUAUGGGAAACCCUUCUGGUGUUUCAGUUCCCCGGUGUGCAUGAGACCCUCUCCUGGGCCCUCUGACGGCCCUACUUUCUUGGGGGAGACGUACCGUGUGGACUACGCAGACGCGGAGGGAAGGGUGCACUUGGAGCUGGUGUGGAUCGAGGAGACGGGAGAGUACUUUAUCGUCAGCCUGGCGCUCUACCUGCCGGUGGCAAAGAUAAACCACUGGUUUGGGACCAAGUACUGAGCAUUAGCAGUAGGUGGCAAAUUAUUGUUGCUGUUUGUUUAUUUUGGACUAACUGGGUUUGUUCUUGGUGUUUGUUGGAAGUUAAAAUAAAGCAGUAGUCUGUUCGAUGUCCUCUUAUUUCACACUAGAAAUCAUGAUCUCUGAGUCAUUUUAAAGUUAAGGUUAGAAGAUUAAGUUAAAUUUUAAAAACGUGAAAAUAGCACAUCACAGUGGAAAUUUGUGUAAGAUAAAAAGCAAAAAGGUAUUUGCUUCUCUUCUGCACUUACACUUUAAAAAAACAAGAAAACGGAUCAGAC
Balaenoptera acutorostrata (minke whale) is the source of this 1872-nucleotide messenger RNA. It is a transcript of the gene FBXO15, whose product is annotated as F-box protein 15. The record is from RefSeq and is a predicted model, not a curated record. Bases 17 to 1576 code for a protein of 519 amino acids. NCBI's taxonomy places the organism in Eukaryota, Metazoa, Chordata, Mammalia, Artiodactyla, Balaenopteridae. The transcript is spliced from 10 exons. Gene Ontology annotation, molecular function: protein binding.